UGGGCCAGAUCUGCCGACUUUCUCCUCUCGUCCACCGUGUUUAUGUUUAUAUUCAUUUUCCUUGAUUUGUCUCGCCGGAAAAGUGGACUGGUCAUUACCAUUUCCCUCAAGCUUAGUGUUGACGAAGAAGCAGCUGAAAGGAGAAGUUAGAAAGCAACGGUAAUGGCCGGAAAGGAAGAAACUGCAGAAGUAGGAGGCGAACGGAGUAGCUGCUCGCCAUCGCUUGAGGAUAGGCCCGGAAUCCUCAUCGUCGGCCCUUCCGCCGUCGGCAAACGCACCCUCCUCUCCCGUUUGCUUUCACUGGAUCUCGAAGAUGAUCCUGAUUCCGAUUCCGAUUCCGAUUCUCAAUUGCUCAUCCGCGGGUGGACGAUCGACACCAAAUACUACUCCGCCGAUGUAUCCGUCUGGGUUGCACACCUCACCGACGGUUUCCGCAUCGAGAACCUCCCAUCUCGCCGCCGAUUGGCAGCCGUGGUCAUGAUUUUCGACGCUACUGAUCUCUCGUCGCUUGCUGCAGUUCAGGAAUGGGUAUCCCGCAACGAAAUCCACGAUUUUGAGAUACUGUUAUGCGUUGGGAACAAAGUGGAUCUUGUUCCAGGCCAUCCCGUACACCAAGAAUACAGAAGGCGGUUGCUGCGACGGCAGCAAAAGCUCGAGCUUGAGCAGUCUGCCUCUGAUGAGUUCGGAAUCUCUGAAACGGAAGGUGCCAAUUUGUUAGGGAACAAUGAAGACGAAGAAGAAGUGGUAGAAGAAGAUCAGUCCUUUCAAAUCAGGAGGUCAUGUAUUGAGUGGUGCACUGAUCGGAAUAUUGAGUACAUUGAAGCUUGUGCUUCCAAUCCUGAAUUUGAUAAAUGUCUGUCUGUUGAUGGUGACAGUCAAGGGAUGGAACGAAUCUUUGGUGCACUUUCUGCACAUAUGUGGCCUGGAAUGGUUUUGAAAUCUGGAAAUAAGAUCGCUGAACAACCAUUACCUGACGAAGAAGAAUUGUCCGAGGAGUCGGAUUAUGAAUUAGAAUACGAGGUGCUUUCGGCAGGUUCUGCAGAACCAUGGGAUGAUACCAGAUGGGUUUCUGCCAGCACUACCACUUCCACUCCGAGUGAAGGGGAAUCUAGUGCAGCAGAAAAACACGAUGUUGCCGGACUUAGCAACGGGAACAAAGAAAGUCUUGUAUCAAAUGCUGGAGAAGGUGGCAUUGGGACUUACCCUGAGAAUGGAGAAAAGGGUUAUGAAGGAAAUGUGCAGCUCUCGUCUACUCGGAGAGGGGAAUCGUCAGAGGAUGGCAAAGGAGCAGUGCGAAAAAAAGAAGUAUGGGAAGCAAAUGGUGAGGUUGAACCAUUCGACUUCGAGGACUUGGAAAAGGUCAUGUUUGAAAUAGGGAAUAUAAGAGAUGGGUUGAGAUUGAUGCCAGAUGUACAGAGAAGGGAAAUGGCUGCAAAUCUGGCAAUGAAAAUGGCUUCCAUGUUUGGGGGCGGCAGUGAUGAUGAGGAGCCUGAUGAAUUGGAGUGAUUUGCUGAAUUUUAAGAUGAAGGUGAAAAGAUGUUUGUAAAGUUCUGUGCUGUAUUUUUCAGAUUUUCUCCCUGGUACCAUCCCUGAGUUAACAAACAAGCUAUUGGAAAGAAUUUGGCUACAGUGUGUACAGG
Linum tenue is the source of this 1640-nucleotide messenger RNA. The record is from the annotation of a GenBank genome assembly. Lineage: Eukaryota; Viridiplantae; Streptophyta; Magnoliopsida; Malpighiales; Linaceae.